CCGGCGGCGGGCGGAAGUGCCGGCGCGGAGCGGCGGGCUGCCAUGGAGGAGUGAGGGGGGAGACCGACCCAGCGACUGCCGCCCCGCAGCGCCAUGGAGACGGUACAGCUGCGGAACCCGCGCCGGCAGCUGAAGAAGUUAGAUGAAGACAGUUUAACCAAACAGCCUGAAGAAGUAUUUGAUGUUUUGGAGAAGCUUGGAGAAGGUUCCUAUGGCAGUGUAUUCAAAGCCAUUCAUAAAGAAACGGGUCAAGUAGUUGCAAUUAAACAAGUUCCUGUGGAAUCUGACCUGCAAGAGAUUAUAAAGGAAAUCUCCAUAAUGCAGCAAUGUGACAGUCCUCAUGUGGUGAAAUAUUACGGCAGCUAUUUUAAGAACACCGACCUGUGGAUAGUCAUGGAGUACUGCGGCGCUGGAUCCGUCUCUGAUAUUAUUCGAUUACGAAAUAAAACUCUCACAGAAGAGGAAAUUGCUACGAUAGUGCAAUCAACGCUGAAAGGACUAGAAUACCUGCAUUUUAUGAGGAAAAUACACAGGGACAUCAAAGCUGGAAAUAUAUUGCUAAAUACAGAGGGACAUGCUAAACUUGCAGAUUUUGGAGUGGCAGGACAACUCACAGACACCAUGGCGAAGCGGAACACAGUUAUAGGGACCCCAUUUUGGAUGGCUCCAGAAGUGAUUCAAGAAAUUGGGUAUAAUUGUGUUGCAGACAUCUGGUCCCUGGGAAUCACUGCAAUAGAAAUGGCUGAAGGCAAACCACCGUAUGCAGAUAUUCAUCCUAUGAGGGCAAUCUUCAUGAUUCCUACCAAUCCGCCUCCAACAUUCCGGAAACCAGAGCUCUGGUCAGACAAUUUCACAGACUUUGUCAAGCAGUGUCUGGUUAAGAGCCCAGAGCAGCGAGCCACCGCCACGCAGCUGCUGCAGCAUCCAUUUGUGAAAAGUGCCAAAGGAGUGUCAAUCCUGCGAGACUUGAUUAACGAAGCAAUGGAUAUCAAGCUGAAACGUCAAGAAGCACAACAGCGUGAGCUAGAUCAAGAUGAUGAAGAAAAUUCAAACCCCCCUUAUAGAAACUUUCUACUACACAAGAGCAACCGGCAGAAGCCUGAGGAAGAAGAUGAAACCGAUUCAGGUACCAUGGUGAGGGCGAGUGGAGAUGAAACUGGUACCAUAAGAGCUGUCAACACAAUGAGUGAUGGAGCCAACACGAUGAUAGAACAUGACGGCACCUUGGAAUCCCAGCUGGGUACAAUGGUGAUAAACACAGAAGAUGAAGAGGAGGAGGGCACCAUGAAAAGGAGGGAUGAAACGAUGCAGCCAGCCAAACCAUCAUUCCUUGAAUAUUUUGAGCAGAAGGAGAAGGAGAAUCAAAUCAAUAGCUUUGGGAAGAAUGUGUCUGGCCAGACAAAAAAUUCAUCUGAUUGGAAAGUACCACAGGAUGGAGACUACGAAUUUCUGAAGACGUGGAGCGUCGAUGAACUCCAGAGGAGGCUCUCAGCCCUGGACCCCAUGAUGGAGCAGGAGAUUGAAGAAAUCCGCCAGAAGUACCAGUCCAAGAGACAGCCCAUCCUCGAUGCCAUUGAAGCCAAGAAGCGGCGGCAGCAGAACUUCUGAGCCACUGGUAGAAUGUUCUUCCACCCUCAAACAAUCAGCUCCUCGCUUUUAUGACUACUAAACAGAUUGAUUUCUAUUGAAAUACGCUAGCAAGAUAGAGGGCAAUACUUCUGCUCAUUUAUUUUUCCAUAGCACCUUUGUGAACUCAGGAAUGCCACUAAGUGCAACGUCCUGAUGGUAUGUUUUAAUGUUAGCUGUAUAUUUAAAACGUUAUUCCGAAGGAGUUUUGUUACUGGUUUUAGGGGGAUUGUUUUUAAAUCAGAGGGACAGAAAUAGGCUAAUGAAAGUUGGCUCACUCUCUUUUCAACUGAACUUUCAGGAGUCCAUUUUGUUUUAAGUUAAUACGGAUUGUGGUAUUUAACGGCUGCAUCUUUUGUAGUUCUUGGUUUUGUUUUUCUUUGUCAAUGCACAGACACAAUUUCAAGCUGUUAACUAUAUCCUACUGUUAAGGUACUGAUAAGUUUUAGGUCACUGAAGAGAGCAGGUGAGAACACGUGUAAACUGUUCCAGCCUUUUGAAAGAUACUUAGAUCUCAUUUUUUAAAAAGCCUGUAAUAAGCCCCAUGCCUUACACUGUGUGCUUUAAGCAAGUGUGGUUUCUUCAAGACCUCAGUUUUGUCCUCUUUUUGUGUACUUUAUGAAUUAACACGAGUAGAGAAAGCAUGUUGUGCCUCCAUCAGAUAUUACGUUCUGCAAUUUAAAAUCCACACCGACUUAAAACCAAAAGCCAAUCGAGAAGCCAAUCCCCCUUCGUCUGUCCGUCUGUCUGGAAAUGUCCUUCAGGGAGACCCCACUGACGUUGGAGUUCAGGAGCAGGAAACAGUGUUCAAAUGGGUGGAAGUUGUGUGAACCUCUCUCAGGUAUUAGGUACUUCUCUGUCUGAGAGGACUUCAAUAUCUCCACAGUUUGUGAAAUAAUCUCCUGGGCUUCAUUUCAGAUUUACAUCUUUAGAUGCUUGAAUAAAAACCUAAUUUCACAAUCCUUCACAUUUCUGCGAGGUUUCGCCCACCAGAGAAGUUGAACUGAAAGUAAAGACUUUUGUUGAAUUAGCAAAUGUGUGUAUUGAUGGUGGUGGAGCGGAGGUGGUCUGAACGAGAAGACAAUUACUGAUGUCCUGCUGGAAGAGAUGCAGUCUCUUCCCAUUCCUCUGGAUGCUCUUGCAUUCUUUCUUUACAUUUCCCUGCAUUCCUGCCCAGUAUAGCUCAAUCAAUGGAGACACCCCAGCGUGUACAAUCGCUGUGAGGAUGGUGCAAUGAACUCACACCACUAGAGUGGAGAGUGGAACAGCAGCAGUGAAGAAUUGAGCCUGGUUUGCAGGGCAGAGACCAAGUGAUGCCUCUGCCCCACGGGCUGUGACAGCAGAAUUACCUAGUUUUAGAUUUAUCUGGCAUACGAUGAAAUAUUUGGACAGAGCAAGUAUUUCUACCAAUUUGUUUUGCUCUGACAGAGGGAACAGUUUCCAGUCAUUCUUCCAAAACAGACCUUGGUACCUCACCUAGAUAAUUAACUAAAUAGCAGUGUCUCCUGAAUCAAAUGCUGCUGGAGAGGUGAAGUGUUCAUUUCAUGCCUCUGUAGGCUCUUCUCUUUUUUUUUUUUUCCUCUCAGAGCAGACUCUUGGCUACUGUUAACAGGUAAACUCCGUUGCUGUGAAAGGAACCAAGCCAUUUUUACCCCCUCUGCAGAUCUGGUUGCAUCGGUCGGUGUCGGUUUGACGCGCGGUGCGAGCACAGCUGUUCAGAGACCAGCAAACCAGCUCCCCGAAGGGAGAGGGGAGGUGGGGAGCCAAGGCACAUCCUGGGAUAACCAGCCGUUGGAUAGCCUCCAGUAUUGGGAAAGUUUUGAAUUAGGAAAACCGAGUAAUUAAAAGCUUUGUUGCUGUUAAAGGACUAAAAUCCCUUAGUCCGGACUCUCUGAGGAGAUCUGGUGAGGUGCUGUGUGAACAUCAGGGCUCACACAGUGCUCCUCUGAAACCCGUGCAAUGCCUUUUGCCCUAAACACACGUUUAUUAUGAGCAAUAUUGGCAUCAAAGAAACUCCCACAGCUUAGGAGGGAGUUCUCUGGUCAAGGGCUGGUCUUGGAUUUGUCACUCGGAUGGCUCUGCCCCCCCGGAGCUGUGGAUAUGGGACAGGUCAACGUGGCACGGAUCGAGCAGAUUCUGCUGGGAGUAGUUUUACCUCUGCACUGUGUAGGUAACUUUCUAGUGAUCGGAGGGCAUUAGAAAACCCAAGUUUUAGGUGAAACACCACAGGGUGGUGUCUAUUUACAGAAUAUGCAACCUGUGACUGCUGUAACUGAAUGUAAGCACUCUUGGAAUACUCUGCUUUGCUGAUGUGAUUGUCUUAAAAUACAGCAAAUGAACCAAAAUAAGUACAACUGGUCCAAUGGCUUAACUGUCUUUGAACCUUUCUUAAAUGCUUGCGGUGGCUGAGACUUGAUGAUGUUUCUUGCGCUUGGAGCUCUAAUGCAGAGGAAUUAUUUUCUCCUUCACUGAUUUUCAAUCUGUUAGAGAAAAUAAUUCCCUUUUUGGUCCCUUUGUAGACUGUCUGGGAGCAUAGUACCUGCUCACUUCCAGAGUCCUCCAGGCUAAAAACAAGGCUCGUACCGUAAGGGAAAGCUGUUCCAAUGAGGUUUUUAAGCAAAAACCUUGCUUAAUUGUCAAGCUGCAUUUAUGUGCUCCUUGGGUCCACCUGCAUUGCUGAAAGCGUUCUGGACACAGACCAUUAUCUUUGCUUGUAAAACCCAGAGAUACUGAUGAUGUCAGUCAUGUGAGACUUAAAAAUGUGAAGUUUGUAGCUUUAACUUUUUUUUGUAACAAAGAAAUUAGCAACACUGGCAUAAAGUGCUGACUUGAAAUGCUAUUUUGUAAGAUCUGGCUGUUUGUAUAUAAGUGUUGGGUCAUUAGUUUGUAUAUGUAUGAAAUAGUAACUUUUAUUGCAUUCCUCUGAGUUUGAUACAGGAGACUUUGUUUGAUCUUUCUCAAGUAUCUUGCCUUAUUUGUUCAAAGGGGCAAAUAAACUGUCCUUACCUGAAA
Molecule: messenger RNA, 4638 nt
Organism: Calidris pugnax (ruff)
Lineage: Eukaryota; Metazoa; Chordata; Aves; Charadriiformes; Scolopacidae
Gene: STK4
Product: serine/threonine kinase 4
Exons: 12
Coding region: 94-1608 (504 amino acids)
Biological process (GO): protein phosphorylation; protein tetramerization; intracellular signal transduction
Cellular component (GO): cytoplasm
Molecular function (GO): ATP binding; protein serine/threonine kinase activity
Source: RefSeq, a predicted model, not a curated record